Messenger RNA from Portunus trituberculatus (swimming crab), 7705 nucleotides. RefSeq names its product protein sidekick-like (gene sdk). NCBI's taxonomy places the organism in Eukaryota, Metazoa, Arthropoda, Malacostraca, Decapoda, Portunidae. Gene Ontology annotation, molecular function: protein binding. The coding region runs from base 383 to 6979 and encodes 2198 amino acids. The record is from RefSeq and is a predicted model, not a curated record. The transcript has 38 exons. Gene Ontology annotation, biological process: cell-cell adhesion.
GCCACGACUGGAGGAGUGCGCGUUUCAUUUGUGUGCAAUUCUUGACAAUGGAUUUAGUCAGCUCAUCGUGAUUCGUUCGUAGUAAUUAAUAAUGAGAAAUGCUCCCAAGGUUUUACCAUUAAUCAAAAGUGACUGCCUGGAUGUGAAAGACAGGCGCGAAAAGUUUGGUGAGGGUGCGAAUUGAACUCAGGUGUGUGAGGUGGCCAGGUGGACGGCGGGCAGCCCUCCACUGUCAGCGUGCGCUGGGACGAUCCAUUCCUGUUACGGGCUGCUGUUGAUCAUGUUCUGCAAACCUCUGUGAGGCUUGCCGCCACUUGCUGCUUGUUUCGUCCUGACAAGUUAGCGACAGUGAUUGUCUGGAGAAAGAAGAGGAGUGACCGCCAUGAGGAGCCAAACUUGUGUCCGCUCCGCCCUGGCUAUGCUGGGCCUGCUCGCUGCCCUGCCUCUCCCCGCGGCUCAAGGUCAGGUCCAGGCGCCGCGGUUCAUCGGAGCACAGGAGGCCACGGAGAGCAUCGUGAGCGAGAACCACACCAAGAUCCUACAAUGCCAGGCCUUUGGAUAUCCUCAGCCAGAAUACCGGUGGCUGCGGGACUGGGAGCCGCUCGGAGACUUCACCAGCGAACACUUCUUGAAGAUUUCCUCUGUGACUCGGGAUGACGCGGGCGACUACCGCUGUGUGGCGCGGAACUCUGCGGGAGCAAUAUUCACCCCAAAGACCACCUUUGCUGUGGCAUACAUGAGUGGCUACAACAGCACGGAGGACACCACAGUGACGGUGGCGGCGGGACAGGCAGCAGUGCUCUCUUUGCCGCCGCUUGAUUCGUACCCGCCGCCCUCUGUUACGUGGAUGGCAGACGAUGGCACCUACCUCCGCGGCAUCAAGUACGCCACCACGGAGCCAAACAGUCGCUUCGUCAUUUUGUCCACCCAGGCGUCCGACAUGAAGACGUACAGUGCCCGUAUCACAAACACCCAGUUAGGCAUUGAGGAAGUGAGUGGAGGAUUUACUCUAGUGGUGGAAGGAGAGGAGGCAGGGGAAGAGGUGGCUCCAUCCAUUAUUGUGCCUCCCACCAACACAACCAUCAUCAAAGACUCUAGCAUUGCCUAUCUACAGUGUAUUGCUAAUGCAAGGCCAAUGUACCAGCUACAAACCCUCUGGUUCAAAGAUGAUGUUCCCAUAGAGCUUUCAGGCGUCACCUUUUCCUUCAAUGGCCUGUGGAACCGCACCCUGAGUCUCCUCCAGGCAGAUCUGCACUAUGCUGGGCUGUACCGGUGCCAAGUCCGCCUCCUCUCCAGCAUUGAUGAGCCGCUGCUGGCUGAGGCGCACGUCACCAUUCAUGAGCGUCCAAGACUUAUAAAACCGCUUCCAGUGGAGACAUAUGCUGAUCUAGGAAAAACCCUGACCAUUGCUUGCUCAGUGGCUGGAACACCACUUCCUUAUAUGAGUUGGUUCAGAGAUGCAAUCAAUGUUAACACCCUGCAUGAUAACAGGUACAGAGUUCUACUGAAUGGAUCCCUUGCCAUAUCAGGAGUUCAGGUCAAUGACACAGGAAUGUAUCAAUGCUUGGCUUCCAAUGAUGCUGGAGAAACGUCAGCUUACACUUGGCUUAAAGUCAAAACGAGAUGGGAGGCCCCUGCUAAACGUGUACACAGGUCCCUCAGAGAUAGGACCAUUGAGCAGUCUACUUCAGCUCCUCAAAUGAAGGUAGCACCUGAGAACAUGACGGUGCUGGACGGACAGGAUGCCACCAUUCGUUGUCAGGCGGGAGGAGCACCACAGCCCAAUAUAACCUGGAUUUUCAAUGACAGUUUAGAACUUGUGGAAAAUGGCCAUUAUCAAAUUCUUGAUGAUGGAGAUCUCUUGAUAUCCAGCGUUCACUCCCGAGAUGAAGGGAAGUACACCUGUCUGCGUGCCAAUGAAGCUGGAAGCAUAUCACAGGAUGCUUGGCUUUCCAUUCUGGUGAAAACUCAAAUAUCACAACCACCUGUGGAUACAAGAGUAAUAUUAGGUAGAGUGGCCACGCUGCAGUGUAAGGUGUCCCAUGCACCCUCUGUUUCUGUGCAUGUCCAGUGGUCUCAUGGAAGUAGCAUAAUUCAGUCAGAAGGAAACCCUCGCAUCAGUGUUCGCAGUGAUGGAACACUGGAAAUACAGGAAGUGAGAGCAGCUGAUGUAGGACUCUACACUUGUGUGGUUACUUCAUCUGGUGGUAAUGAAACUCGGUCUGCACUGUUAGAGGUGAUAGAACUGCCUUAUGCUCCAUCCAGUGUUAAGGCGGUACGCACCCCAUUGAUACCUAAGUCUGUUCGGGUCACAUGGACUCCAACCUUUGAUGGAAACAGUCCUAUUGAAAAAUUUAUCGUACAGAAGAGGGAGGUCCCCACUGAAGCUGCUAUUCAGGAUUUGGGGCUAAAAUGGGUGACCGUAUUGACAAAUGUGAGUGCAGCAGCAACUGAUGCGAUCAUUGGUGACUUGAGGCCGUCCACAGGCUAUCAGUUCAGAGUGUCAGCAGUCAACAAUGUUGGGGAGGGCUCCUCUUCUCAGCCCUCAAAUAUUGUGGUUUUGCCACAGGAAGCUCCCUCUGGACCACCACAGGGACUAGUGGGGUCCCCAAGGUCAUCCACUGAGAUCAUGAUUCAAUGGGAGGCACCUCUGGAGGAGGAGAGGAAUGGCAUAGUGCUGGGCUAUAUGGUGCGCUACAGGCUGCAUGGCUAUAAGGACUCCCAGUGGUACUACCGCAAUAUUACCAAGGAGCAAGUAAAGACAGUGCAACGCUUCGUUUCUGGCCACAAGUAUAAGAAUCAGUACAAUUAUCUCAUUGGUGGUCUGAUAAUCUGGAAGAACUACGAGAUCCAAGUGGCAGCAUACAACGUCAAGGGUGUUGGUGUUUACUCUCGUAGUAUCCAGAUCAAAACUAAAGAGGGAGUCCCAACAGCUCCACCAAAAGAGGUUGAAGCUGAAGCUGUUAGUUCAACUUCCAUAAAGGUGUCCUGGAAGCCACCAGACCCUCAGAUGAUUAACGGCAUAAAUCAGGGAUACAAACUUCAAGCCUGGCGAGGCUUACCAAAUGACUCCACCAAGCCAGAGAAAACCUUAACAGUUCCUCCAAGUCCUUACACAGAUGCUAAUGAGUCAUCUGUACUUGAGAAAUUAGAUAAGUACACUGAAUAUUAUAUCACCGUGCUGUGCUAUACUCAUCCAGGCGAUGGCGUCAGGUCAAAGCCCAUCAAGAUACAGACUCUUGAAGAUGUUCCAGAUCAAGUUGUCAAUCUGAAGUUUGAGGACAUCAGUGACCGGUCAGUGCGUGUGCUCUGGAGUGAACCAGACCAGAGCAAUGGUAUCCUUAAGGGCUACACCCUUACUUACAUGGUGAAGGAUUCUCCUCACACUAAGAUUGUAAAGAACUUGACAGCUGAUGUCUCAACAUACACAGUUACUGAACUCUCAGCUACAACUUACUACACCUUUGAAGUGUAUGGUUGGACUGCUGUUGGGCCAGGUGUUCCCAGUAUAGCCACCUUACAAUCUGGUGUGGAGCCAGUACUGCCUGAACCUCCCACACGCUUGGCUGUCUCAAACAUCCAGGCAUUCUCUGUCCUGCUGCAGUUCACACCAGGCUUUGAUGGGAAUGCUUCCAUCACAAAGUGGACUGUUCAGGCUCAGUCUUCUCGCAGUAGCACUUGGGAGACAAUCUAUGAGGUGUCCGCCCCUGAUGCUACAACAGUUACUGUCCAGAAUCUUAUCCCUUAUUCAAAUUAUCGACUUCGUAUCAUAGCAAACAAUAUAGUUGGUCCUUCAUCUCCCUCUGGACAUUCACCAGACUUCCAGACUCUCCAGGCCCAGCCCGCUCACCCACCAUCAAACAUGACAGUGCGAGCCAUGUCUUCUACUCUCCUUCGAGUUCGCUGGAUACCCCUGCAACAGUUUGAGUGGUACGGAGCCCCUAAGGGAUAUCAUAUCAAGUACCGGCCUGUGGGAUGUGAGUGCAGCUUUUCAGAGGCAUUUGUGUAUGACAUCACUGCUAACUCACACCAGUUGGUGGAUUUGCAGGAAUACACUCAGUAUGAAGUUACAAUGGUUGCUUCUAAUGACAUCGGUGAAUCAUCUCCUGCUCCCAUGGCUGUAGAGAGAACAAGAGAGUCUGUUCCAAGUGCUGGGCCAGAUGGUGUCAGUGCCAAUGCCACAUCAUCAACUACCGUUGUUGUUCGCUGGAAAGAAGUACCGAGUAUUCACCAAAAUGGGAUCAUAGAAGGCUACAAAAUUGUGUAUGUUGGUAAGAAUGCAAAGCCACAGGAGAAAGUAAUACCCAACAACAAUACUUUUUCUGCAACAAUUACUCAACUAAGGAAAUAUUAUCAGUACACCAUACAAGUGCUGGCCUACACAAGACUUGGAGAUGGGGCACUCUCCUCUCCGCCAUUGCUGCUGCAGACACAUGAAGAUGUUCCUGGGCCUCCAUCAGCAAUAUCUUUCCCUGAUGUGUCCUUCACCUAUGCACGCAUUAUUUGGGAUGUUCCUGAAGAACCCAAUGGAGAAAUAACUGCAUACUCCAUAGUGUACCACCUUGCUGACAGCACAGAUGUUAACAACACCCAUGAGUUUCCUCCAACAGAACGCACAUUUAAAGCUGUGGAAUUGAAACCUGAGAGCAACUACAUGUUCCUUGUCAGUGCCCGCACACGGCUGGGCUAUGGGCAAUCAGUGCAAGCCCCAGUAUACACCACUAACAACAGGGAACUUCCAGCACCUCCUUCCCGACCUUCCAUAUCACACUCACAGAUAACCUCUACUUCAAUUACCUUUUCCUGGAAUCCUGGAAGAGAUGGAUUUGCCCCUAUAAGAUAUUAUACAGUGCAGUAUACUGAAGGCAAGAAUGGAUGGCAGACCAUUCAGGAAAAGAUAGAUUACUCAGGGAACAGUUAUUUAGCAGAAAAUCUCAAGCCUUUCACAUCCUACAAAUUCCGACUCCAGGCUACAAAUGACAUUGGGGCGAGCGGCUGGAGUGAGAGCAGUGAGGACGUCCGAACAUUACCUGCAGCUCCCAUUGAACCUCCUACUGAUAUAAAAGUUAUUCCCAUCACAACAAAGAGUGUCCGCGUGGAAUGGACACCUCUUUUUCCAGACUCAUGGAGUGGGGAUUCCCAAACAGGAGGCUACAGAAUAAAGUAUCGCCAAAUGGCAGACAUCCCGACUGCCUUUAGUUUACAGCAAAAAGAGUUAAAAGAUACCUUAUCCAGAGAUGUUGUGCUUGAGGAUCUUCAGGUGGACAAAAAUUAUGAGGUAUUGGUGGUGGCUUUUAAUGCCCAGGGAGAGUCACCCCCUUCUGCACCCAUAACAGUGUAUGUGGGAGAAGCUGUGCCCACUGGCAACCCCAAAAACAUCAUAGCAGAGGCACUUUCUUCCACUGAAAUCAAACUCUCAUGGGAGCCCCCAGAAGAAGAAGACAAAAAUGGUGAAUUACUUGGCUACAAAAUAUUCUAUAGGAGUGACAAAGACCCAGAAGGAUCUGAUGAGAUAGAAGUUGUUGGAGCUGCAACCACCAGUUAUGAACUCCCUUACCUUGACAUGUACACAAAAUAUGUCAUCACUAUGUUGUGCUUCAACCCUGCUGGUGAUGGACCCAAAUCACAGCCAGUGUUGGUACGCACCCGUCAGGAUCUUCCUGGGCCAGUUGCUAAGCUGAGAUUUUCGGAUAUUACUAUGAACAGCCUCAAAGUGAUAUGGGAUGAGCCACCAAGACCCAAUGGAGUAAUACAGGGAUAUCUUGUUACCUAUGAGACAGCUCAACCUGAUGAGAAUUUCAGCAAGCAAGUGAAGCAAAAGGUAACAACACCAUAUUUACUUGUAACAUCUCUGGAGGAAGAAGUGACAUACAAAUUCAGCGUUCGAGCUCAAACUGUUGGUGAUGGUCCAGAGGUGAAGGCCAAUGUGACCACUGGCCCUCAAGAGGGCUCACCUGCACGUCCCAAGGACCUGAGCCUCACCAAGACAGUGUCCAGUGUCACUCUUCAUUGGCGCAAUAGCCACUCAGGAAAAGGACCAAUUUUAGGUUAUUAUAUUGAAGAAAGAAAAAUUGCCAGCUUUGAAUGGCAGAUGUAUUCUGACAAAUGGUCAGUACUGAUGAAGACUGAAACAGGGGAAGUGGAGGAAUACACUGUGUCCUACCAGAACCUCCUGCCUUCCACUCAGUAUGAGUUUCGUCUCAUCACCUACAAUGAAUAUGGUAUUUCAUAUCCAGCAGUUGCUGAUGAAAAAAUUGUGACUCCUUCAAAACGUUUCCUGGAGUACGGCUACUUGCAGCAGCGGCCAUUUUAUCAUCAGACGUGGUUUAUGGUCACACUGGCUGCUGUGUCCAUUGUCCUCAUCAUUAUUGUCAUUGCAGCUCUGUGUGUCAAAAGCAAAACCUACAAAUACAAACGUAUUGUAGAGGAUUUGUUGUCAGCACAAGAAGCUGCUAACAAGACGAUGGAGGAAUCCCUCAACACAGAUGAGACAGCUUUCUCAACAUUUGAAAUGAGACAGUCUCGCCGAGGCACCAUGAGUAAGAGAAGUACCUUAGGCAGGAGGUCAGUGGUGGGGGCCACUGCUGUCGUGAAUGCCAAGUCCCCUCCAAGACCAGCUCCUGCUUCUGUCACUUACUCAGAUGAUGACACUGUUAAGGGUUAUGAUGAAAAUCCAGAUGACUCAAGUGAACUAACAGAGAAACCAACAGAUUUGUCAUCGACAGCAUCUGAGCAAGAAUCUGAGAGUGAGAAUGAGAGUCAUCCCUCAGAGCCACACUCUUUUGUGAACCAUUAUGCCAACGUGAAUGACACAUUGCGACAGUCCUGGCGGAGACAGAAGCCAGUCCGUAAUUACUCCAGCUACACAGACUCUGAAGCAGAGGGAAGUGCAGUAAUGAGCCUCAAUGGAGGACAGAUAAUCAUGAAUAACAUGGCUGGAUCCCGAGCACCUUUACCAGGAUUUUCAUCCUUUGUAUAGUCACACUAUUAAAAUAGAUGCUUAAUGAGAAAAGACAUAUAGUAAGUUGAUUUUUAUGUGAUACUGGAUCUCAUGGAGAUCUAACAUAGUGAGACUUGACACAGGUGAAACAAAGAAAAUAGAUUGGUUACUGCCAUAUUCAAACACCUCAUGCCAUAUUGAACAAACUUGUGUCAAAUGGACACUUGUCCUCAUUGUCUGUGAUAUCUAUAGCAUUACUGUAUAUAUUUGUAGUAGUAUUUUUUUUUUUAGAUAUCAUCUUCAUCUAGUACAUUUUAAAACUCAUUCAAAUCAUAUUUCUUUUUUUGGUAAAACUUGGACAAAAUUUUGAACUCAAUGGAAAUCAAAUUCUGGUAUCAUCAAUGUCAUUUGGAAUCAUUAUUUUUCAUGUAGAUAGUUUUAUCAUUCUUACUUUAGCUUCAUUUGAAAGUACAAGAUGUAAACAAUCAUAAAGUUUGUUUAGUUUUACAGUAUUUUCUACUUUUAUAUUUGCAUUUAACCAUUUUAUUUAUUCCAUUAUUUUCACAUCUCUAUGGUAGUUUUAUACCAAAGUACUGAAGCUAUACUUAAUACCUUGAAUGAAGUCUGCAGUAGUCUAAAGGAAUAUCCAUGUGUUGAAUUAUUGUGUUGAAGAAAAAUAAUAGUAACAAUUUCAUUAUGUGAGGAAGCUUUAUGCAUCACAGUCAAUUUACAAAAUGUGUGUGCAAUGAAUGUCUCCACUAUCUA